UUCGUGGAGAGGCCUCCCAGGAUGUUGGGGCACCGCCUGUCCUCUAAUAGCUUUACGGAGCCCUGGCGCUGGGGAUCCAGCCCAAGCUUUUCCUGAUCCUGGAGGCCUGUUCUGAAAGUAGGAUGGCUGCUACCCGGAGCGGCAGAUCACGCGACCGCGACAGUCUGAGAAAAGCAGAUUAGCGGUGGGGCAGAGAAUGAAGGUCUUGGGGAAUUUGGGGUCAAAGAAUGUGAACUUUUAGGAAAUCCUACACCUUCUAGACUACUUAAGAAGUAAGGUGGCGGCUGAGUGUUUCAAGGGAAUCUCCAAAAAGAGUAUGUUUCCAUUCUUUUUAAAGCAAAGCCAACUGCUCAGCCAACCACAGUGAUUCAUGCUUGAUGUCAGUGUUACAUCACCACUCGGACAGGGAGCACCGCCACUGAGGAAAGCAAAAUACCGUCCAAAGGAAAAGAAACUCCCUUCCCCCAGUGCUGGCUGUUUGCCUGACAAGCUGCCUUCUUCCGUUCUUCAUCUCCAUUGCUCUUUCCCGCCUGUGGGAUUAAUCCCCAAGGCCUACUACCAGGCUUUCUUAGUCUCUUGGAUCUGAGACCUCACUGCUUAAUUAUUCCUUGUUCCCAGCCCAAAUUCCAUACCCUGGUUAUACUUCCGGUCUUCCCUCUCCGUUUAGUCCCAAAUCACCCUUGAAUCCUAGGGCAUCUCUCUCCACACCAGUAUUUUUGUUUUAAUUUUUUUUUUUAAUUUUGUGCGUAAGCAUGCUACAGCGCAUGUAUAGAGAGGAUAAUCUGUAGGAGUCGGUUCUCUCCAUGUACCAUGUAAAUCAGGCUUGGUAGCGUUAGCCUUUACCCGCGGAGCUAUCUCACUGGUCCUCCACAUCAGUUCUUUGCCAGGCGUUUGUUCUCCCAUGGUUUUUAUUCCUGUCUCUCCUGUUUACCCCUGUCCCACCCUCCCCCAGGCUCUCACUCCACUUGCCCGUCCUUAUCACAACUGAGGUUCUGGGCAGUAAUGAUGGCAAUGCUGCCCAAUACAACCCCUGCUCCCAUGAUGUCAGAGGGUGCCACAGUCUCAUAGAGCACGUAAUACUGCAGCAUCAGGGCCACCACAACCUCAGAGUGCAGGACAGCACAUACCAGGGCAGGGUGGGCCUUGGUGACCGCAUAGCUUACACAUACAAAGGAAACCAAAGCAAGGAGCCCCACUGCCACCAUGCAGCUCCAGCUCAGAGUGUCUUGGGGUAGCACGGGGGUCUGUAGCACAAAGAGGCCUGGUAUACAGACCGUUAGCCCCACCAGGCCAAAUAGGAAGGCCACCGUGGGUAGGCAGGAGGGGAAGUGUAGAGAGCGGUAAAUCUGCAGCCCCAGCGACAGUGCUAGACCUCCCAGGAAAGCCAGGACAUAGCCCAGGGCUGUGUAGAGGCCGGUAGUCCCCUCUUGCAAUGUCCCUAGUCCAGGUCCCACAAUGAUGAUUAGCCCAAGGGUGCUGCCAAAGAGGCCACACCAGGCAUAGCCACUGAGACCCUGGCUCUCCAGGCAAAGCGCAAGGAGGGCAGAGCACACGGUGGAAGAACCUUUGCGAACAGUGACUGCAUUGCCGGCAGGCACCACCUGAACGGCGCUGUAGGCACAGCCAAUGCUGAGGACGUUGAGAAUGGCAUGAAGGAAGGCCCGAACCCGGACAUCAGGAGGUCCCAGCAGUGGAUCACCACGAAGCUUAAGUAACAAGGCAAUGGGGAGGUGGAAGAGGCAUCGGAAGAUGAGCAGCUCCAACGAGGGCAAGUGGGAAGUCUGAAGGAAAAGGCCAGGCUGGAAGGACUUGCCGAGCCGCUGCAGCGCUCCAUGCGGGCUCCGCUCUCAGGCUGGCACCAUGCCACCCCCUGCAGAGGUAACGGACCCAUCCCAUGCCCCAGCUGUCCUGCAUCAGCUCAAUGAGCAGCGGCUCCGUGGCCUCUUCUGUGACGUCACCCUCAUAGCUGGAGACACCAAGUUCCCCGCUCACCGCAGUGUCCUGGCCGCCUCUAGUCCCUUCUUCAGAGAAGCUCUUCUAGCUUCAGGCCCACUGCCCCUCCCACCAGUUACUGGUGGCUCAGCCCCCAGCCCCGCAACCACCACAGCUGCCUCCUCUCCCACUCCUGCCUCUCCUCACUCUUCAUUUUCUCCCCGGGUGCUAGAGCUGCCCGGGGUCCCAGCAGCUGCCUUCUCCGAUGUCCUCAACUUCAUCUACAGUGCCCGGCUUGCACUCCCUGGUGGUGGCGGGGAUGGGGCAGCUGUGGCAGAGAUUGGAGCUCUGGGCCGGAGGCUGGGUAUCUCCCGUCUACAGGGCCUGGGGGAGGGAGGUGAUACUUGGGUACCCCCUGCCCCAGCUUCCAUGGUCACCUCAGAGCCUAAUGAGGAUGGUUUGGGGCCAGGGCCUAGAACAGAUGGAGACUGGGUGGGUGACAAAGCAGAGGCCCUGACUCCUGACUCACAGCCCCGGCGGCCCUUUCCUUGCCCUCGAUGUGGUAAAAGCUUCAUCCAUCCCAAGCGGCUGCAGACCCACGAGGCUCAGUGUCGACGAGGGUCCAACACUCGGGGGUCUGCAGGGCUGGGACUUGGGGGCUCUGGCCCUGGGGGUCCUGCAGGAGUGGACGCCUCAGCCCUGCCACAACCAGUGGGCUUCAGAGAUGGCCCUGAGCAUGUGGUGAAGGUUGUGGGCGGCCACGUGCUCUAUGUGUGUGCGGCCUGUGAGCGCUCCUACGUGACCCUGUCCAGCCUGAAGCGGCACAGCAAUGUACACUCAUGGCGGAGGAAGUACCCAUGCCGCUACUGUGAGAAGGUGUUUGCCCUGGCCGAGUACCGCACCAAGCACGAGGUGUGGCACACUGGGGAGCGCAGGUACCAGUGCAUCUUCUGCUGGGAAACCUUUGUCACCUAUUAUAACCUGAAGACCCACCAGCGAGCCUUCCAUGGCAUUAGCCCUGGCCUCCUAGCCAGUGAGAAGACACCUAAUGGAGGCUACAAGCCCAAGCUUAAUACCCUGAAGCUGUACCGCCUGCUCCCAAUGCGGGCAGCCAAACGGCCCUACAAGACCUACAGUCAGGGAGCCCCCGAGGCCCCUCUUUCUCCAAGCCUCCACACACCGGCCCUCGCAGCAAUGCCAGCCAGCCCCCACCCCCUACCCCCGCCCGCCCCAGAGCCUGGCCCUCCCCCCUCUGUCAUCACCUUUGCUCAUCCGGUUCCCUCUGUCAUUGUCCGUGGGAGCAGUGGUAGUGGUGCAGCCGGGGGCGGCCCAGCCUGCACAGGAGGGUCUCAAGCUGCUUCUGUCAUCACUUACACGACUCCCCCAAGACCCCCCAAGAAACGAGAGUACCCACCUCCUCCCCCUGAGCCUGCAGCAACACCCACCAGCCCAGCCUCCACCGCUGUCAGCCCAGCCACAGCUGCAGGGCCAGCCACAGCCACAGAGGAGGCCAAGGGCCGGAAUCUGCGGGCUGGGAGGACUCUGACUUACACAGCCAAACCCGUGGGUGGGAUGAGUGGGAGUGGGGGUUCCCCCACGGGGACAGGCCGAGGCUCUUCUCAGCUUCAGGCUCCACCUCCACUGUGUCAGAUCACUGUGCGAAUUGGGGAAGAGGCCAUUGUCAAGCGCCGCAUCUCAGAAACUGACCUGCGUCCUGGAGAGCUGAGUGGAGAGGAAGUAGAGGAGAGCGAGGAAGAGGAGGAGGAAGAGGAGGAGGAGGAGGACCAGGAGGACCAAGAGGAAUCGAAGGCUGGAGGGGAAGAUCAGCUUUGGAGACCCUACUAUUCAUACAAGCCUAAGCGGAAAGCUGGAGCCGCUGCCGGCGGGGUCGGCGGGGUCAGCGGACUAUCCCGAGGACGAAGACCACCACGCUGGAGGCAAAAGCUCGAACGAAGGGGCUGGGAGGAAACCCCAUCAGUGGAGAGCCCAGGAGGACGAGGACGUGGUGAGCGUAGGCACCGCUGUGGGGACUGUGCCCAGUCCUUUGCCACCCUGAGGAAGCUGAGAAAGCACCAGGAAGCCCACAGUGGGGGCUCCCACACCUCCAGGACUGGGAGGAGGUCUUCCACCCGCUUCACCUGUCCCCACUGUGCCAAGGUGUGCAAGACGGCAGCUGCCCUGAACCGACAUGGGCAGAGGCACGCUGUGGAACGGCCCGGGGGCACCCCCACGCCUGUCAUUGCCUAUUCCAAAGGCAGCAUUGGCACCAGGCCCGCUGAUGUCAAGGAGGAGGCCCCCCAAGAGAUGCAAGUGUCCUCAUCCAGUGGGGAGGCAGGCGGUGGGAGUGCUGCUGUUGCUGCUGCUGAAGCUUCCGAGUCUGCCUCACUCCAGGACCCGGUCAUCUCUGGGGGUGAGGAACCCCCAGUAGCAGGUGGGGGCAGCUAUGUAUACCCACCUGUGCAGGAAUUUCCCUUGGCCCUGAUAGGAGGCAGCCGGGAGCCUGGUGCCAGCAAAGGAAAACCUGGGAAUGAGGGGUCAGUGGGAGCUUCCGAGGGAGACCGGAUGGAGGGGAUGGGGACUGCCAAAGUCACCUUCUACCCAGAGCCCUACCCACUUGUCUAUGGCCCCCAGCUCCUUGCUGCCUACCCUUACAACUUCAGCAACUUGGCUGCGCUCCCAGUUGCUCUCAACAUGGUCCUACCUGAUGAAAAGGGUGGUGGGGCUCUUCCCUUCCUCCCAGGGGUCUUUGGCUACGCAGUGAAUCCUCAGGCGGCAGCACCACCUGCUCCAUCAACCCCACCUCCCCCUCUUCCUCUGACAGUUCCACCUAAGGGAAUAGGGGAAAUGACAGGGGUUGAGAGAACCCAGAAGGGGGAUGUGGGGUGAGCACUAAGGCCAGAUCCCCUCUCACCAGAUGCUACCCUCCCUGACUCUCCCCCCUGCCCCAGGUCCCUGGCCUCUCUGCUCUUUGGGAGCCCCAUCACACUCUUGUGCAGGGAUUUGGGGGCCCCUGGAGCUCAGGAGUCAGGCUGCUUUGUGUGAUUGUAGUUUCCCCAUUCCCUGAGAAGGGGUUUUUGGUGGUUCCUCUCAGUCUUCUCCAGGGAAUGGCCCCUGUGAGGGGAAGAGCCAGCUCCCUUCUCCAGCCCUUGGGGCAACUGAGCAAUAUACUUAUCUGAGUCUCUACUUACAGCCCCCACCAGCUCUGAAUGUCUAACCUGCUCCCCUGACUUGUAAGCCUAGGGGAAGACAUCUCUCUCCUAAUGAUGCCUGCUCAUUCUGAUGCUGUCUCUAAGCCCUCCCCCAUGCUUCCUCGCACAUUCCAUUCUUUGUGGCCCAAGGCCUGGACCAGACCAUUGUGAUAUCUGACCUACCAGCCUGGAAGCAUGGCUUUGGCUUCCGUUCUUCCCAAGGGUGGGUUUCUCUGUCCUUGUUCUUUCGUUUAGGACGCCACGCCUUCCUCGGCUCCCAUGCCUUUGGGUCUUCCAUGCCCUUCCCAUGCUCCUGGACUUUGGAGAUGGCCUAACCAUUUCAGGUCAGAAGGAGGCGGGAGGUGUCCAAUGGCUGAGCACUUUUUCAAUACAGGGCAGGGAAAUCUUGGGCCCUACCUUUACCCCCAAGUCCAGUGACCCCAGAUUCUUUCAGGACAAAAGAGGUGAAUAGAUCAUUACUCUUCUGGCCUUUAUAUGUAGCUUCUUUGGGGCAAACCCAAAUUUGAGCACCAGGUAUGAAGCACUCCAUACAGAAUGGUUGCUCCUAAUUAGACCAAAUAGCCAGAAAACCCGAUGGGGUUUGCUGUGUGGGUAAGCCCAGGAUUUGAACAUAACCUCCAUCCUUAUCUUUAUUCCAUCUCCUCUGAUGUCACUGUCUUCACCAAUCACUCCAGAUGGUUUUGAGGGAACCAUCUUCCUCUUCUGGUGGGCUUUGGGGUAUCCCCACCAACUUUGCCUCCAAAAUAGCACCUUAUACCCCAUCUUUGACUCAGUCCCCCCACACCCAAAGAUCCCAGCCUAGGAAUGGGGUGCAGGGACUUUAAACAGUCCCCAAUCCCUAAUUUGCACUAGUUAACCCUGGUCAGGGGUCCUAUGUUUCCUUCCAGUAGGGACUAUAUAGAGAAAUGUUUGUUCCUAAUUCCCUUUGAAAAUGGGGCCUCCCUGAUAUGUGAUUAGAUGGAUAUUUCCAAUGUGCCCACCUCCCCUCCCCGACAAAGAACGAGCUCACAUAGGGAGAGCCAGUGUGGGGAAGCUAAUUUGAUAUGGGAGUUAGAGGAGUAUGACUUCAAAGGGAGAAAGACUUCUUUAACCAAAUGACAGUCUUUCCCUCAGCUACUGUUUUCUGGGGCCAAGAUGGCUGCCCUCUGACCUGCUGUGGAGAGGGCAAGAUGAUGGCUUUUGGAGGGAGGUGAGUUUGGGAAAGCCAGGAGCAUCCUCCUGCCCCCUCUUAGCCUCCAGGUACAUGGGGGGGGGGGGCGUUGACAGGCUUCCUGAAUGUUAACCACCGAGGGAGUCACUCCACCCCUCCUCUGUCUGUUUGCACUUUUCUUGGUCUUGGCUACAGCCUGAGUGAAGAAUUUCCUACUGAAUGUACCAAGUUCCAAUUUUUAAAGGGGAAAAAGUUUCAAACAGGGAAAAAUGGAAAAAAAAAAAAGAAAAAGAAAAAAAAUCACUAAAAAUUCCCAUAAAUCUUGUUUCUGGCACUUUAGAAAACCUGCAAAAAAUACAUAAUAAAGAAUACAUAUAUAUAUCUACACAAAUUAUAUAUAUAAAUAUAUCUAUAUAUACAGCGGAACCACAAGAGAGACUGAAGAAGGCCUGAAGGCGGGGCAGACAAGGCUCCCCUCCAUCCUUCACUGCCCUCCUCUGAGGAAGUCAUGAGAGAAGGGCUAAAAAAUGGACUGGGGAAUUUGAAUUUCAGAAUAGAUCAAAAUUCCAACCUUUUGGAAGAAUUGAGAUUAUAAAUGAUUUUCUUUGUUAUCAUUUUUGUUUUUAAUAAGGGUAAAGAGAGACUAGCUUUCAGAAUUUAGCAACAUCUAGUUGUGGCAAAUCAGAAACUUAAAAAUAUGUAUUUGAGCUGAAAGGUCUCAAUAUCAUGAGUUUCAGGUGUUGGAAGUUUGGGAGUUUUGCAGUUUUGUCAUUUGAAGGUGAUCAAGUCUUGUCAGUUUGUGCCCUCUUUCUCCAUGUGACCUGGGAAGAAGGGAGAAAGUGGGAAGGCACUGGUUCUGUGCCACAGCACGCAAGAUUUAGAAUUUUACAGACUCUAGCUCUAUAUGUAGUGAGGACCCAGAUUUAGAGAAUCUGACCAAUAUUUAUCUCCAGAUUUGUGUGUGUUUCCAAUUCUCUAGGCCAAUAAAUCAACAAGACAAACGAACUCUGCUCACA
Messenger RNA from Apodemus sylvaticus (European woodmouse), 7307 nucleotides. RefSeq names its product zinc finger and BTB domain containing 4 (gene Zbtb4). The transcript is spliced from 4 exons. Bases 1861 to 4818 code for a protein of 985 amino acids. The record is from RefSeq and is a predicted model, not a curated record. Lineage: Eukaryota; Metazoa; Chordata; Mammalia; Rodentia; Muridae. Gene Ontology annotation, biological process: regulation of DNA-templated transcription. Gene Ontology annotation, molecular function: DNA-binding transcription factor activity, RNA polymerase II-specific; protein binding; RNA polymerase II cis-regulatory region sequence-specific DNA binding.